This is a messenger RNA of Phytomonas sp. EM1, 1629 nucleotides long. Lineage: Eukaryota; Euglenozoa; Kinetoplastea; Trypanosomatida; Trypanosomatidae. The record is from the annotation of a GenBank genome assembly.
AUGCUGGUGGGAAUAACCAAGCACAGUUGCACCUUGGCGUCCUGCGCGCCCUCUUUUUUUUCUGUAACUGUGUGCGUGAAUCCUGUUUUCACCGACGUCCGGAGUUUUUUUGACAUUUCUCUAGAUUUGCUUCGCUUUGUGUACCUGUACCAUAGCGAUAUCCCAUGUCUCGUAACCGAUGCCAACCUCCUCCUGCGCCGCAUUAUCACGAAUGGCAACAGCGGCAGCGACUUCCUCGGUUCCGACAAACUCCUUGCCAUUAUUCGGGCGGUUGCAGAGGAUGCUAUUCCGUCCCUUCGUGUAGCCAAUAAGGCGGGCCCCUCGAUCCCUCCACUACCACAUGAGAUGAGGAGUGGGUUCUACACUGCCUUUAUGUCUCUUGUGGAAGCACGCGAUCACGCGGGGUACAACGUGGAAAAUGUGGUGUCCAAGCUCGCCACACAAAUGAUCUCGCAGGAAUGCCUUUUCGAAAAUCCAGCGCAGACCCUGAUGGACCUCAUUGCACUCUCCCGUGGUAUACAACAGCCGGCUACACUUUUGGUCAUGCUUGAAAGAGUGUUGGAUAAUAAGAGCGAAUUGAUGCGUGUAAUGGACAGAGACACAAACUGUGCGACGCUUGUCGCGCGCUGGUUGGUGGCGUUGUGUACGUUGGCUCAACACUUGUUGCGUGAUAGCCCGAUUAACGAGUUGCAUUGGUGUCUUAGUAGUUAUGUCAUGCGGGCUCUGAACCACUUUUUUGACCUCGUGUCCUUUCCUUCCCCUUUGGUGCAGCAGGAAGAUUUCGGGGAACAAUGCGGCCCCAACGGCGAAGAAUCCCUUUCUCAGUCAAAUCCCACGAUGCUGCUGGAUUUUGACCCUGAUCGCGUUGAGGCAACCGUGGUGUACGACCUUUCGGAGUUCCUCUACUGCAUGUGCUGCGCCCCAUGGAGCAACCUUGGAAUUAUGUAUCACUACGAACGACUCACAGUGGAGAAGUUCUUUAGUGGUUCUGUGCAGUUCUUUACUUUUCUUCCUGUCGACAUGCUCAUGUCUAGUGAAGUUGGGAGGGAUCAGGUGUUCAGAGUCAUGUUCGUUGCCCUCGCUACCGGCGGCCCCGUCUUCGAACAGCUACAUCAACUUCUUGUACGGCUAAAUUUAUGGGACCGGAUUCUUCGCUACUUGACUAAGUGCCUUGCCUAUUUUUAUCUUCCGGUGAUCCUCGAUCUGAUGUUCUUAAUCGUGCACAAAGGGACCGCUCAGAGUUGUGAUGAUAGUAUGAGCGAGUGCGAUAAGAGCCACAGGGAUGCCAUGGCGGGAUCACCACCGUUAUCUUUCUACACAGGGUUAACUGAACGGACCCUUGGCCUGGUCCUUCGUGAGGUAGUUGUACUUGUGGCAGUGUCUCCCCAUUUAGAGAAAAGUGAAUGCAUUCAUGCAUUUUUCUUGAUUGAGAAAUGCUUUCGGUGUGCUCGUGCAUUGUGCAUGGACCACUUCGUUCGUCUUCUUGAUAUGUGUUCUGCCUAUCAUAGAGUUCGCAUUCGACACAUAAUGAACAAUCUCCAAGAGGGGCAUAAUUUCGCUACCUUAAUGAAUCUAUACUUAAGGUGCUUUGGACAAUCCUCUAAGGUAUCCAUACUGGCAGCAUGGUGA